CCACUGCGUGGCAAUGGGGGCGGUGCCAGAGGGGGGAGGACGGCCCUACACCGCCCCAUAGAUCCCACAGACCCCCGGUGUGCAGCUCCAGGCACCAUUGGGGCCGAGAUGGAGCGCAGCGCCUGAGCCGGACGGGGACGAGCCAUGGAGACGGUGGUCAUCGUGGCCAUCGGGGUUUUGGCCACCAUCUUCCUGGCGUCCUUCGUGGCCCUGGUGGUGGUGUGCAGACAGCGCUACUGCCGCCCCAAAGACCUCCUGCACCCCUAUGACACCAAACCCAUCGUGGACCUCAUCGGGGCCAUGGAGACGCAGUCGGAGCCCUCGGAGCUGGAGCUGGACGACGUGGUCAUCACCAACCCGCACAUCGAGGCCAUCCUGGAGAACGAGGACUGGAUCGAGGACGCCUCGGGCCUGGUGUCACACUGCAUUGCCAUCCUGAAGUGUCCCUGUAGUUGGUGUCCCCAACGUUCCCAUGAUUGCUGUUCCCAUUGUUCCCCUGGUUGGUGUCCCCAUGGUCCCAAUCUCCCCGUUGUUGGUGUCCCCAAAGUCUCCACGGUCCCAAAGUCCCCACGGUUGGUGUCCACCAUAUUCCCAUGAUCCCAGUGUCCCUAUUGUUGGUGUCCCCAUUGUUCCCCUGGUUGGUGUCCCCAGUUUCCCCUCAGUUGGCAUCUCCAAUGUCCCCAUGGUCUCAAUGUCCCCGUGAUCCCAGUGACCCAAUUGUUGGUGUCCCCAAUGUCCCUAUUGUUGGCGUCUGAUAUGUUUCCAUGAUCCUAAUGUCCCCAUGACCCCAAUGUCCCAUGAUCCCAGUGUCCCAACGUCCCUGUUGUUGAUGUCCCCAGUAUCCCCAUGGUUUCAGUGUCCCCGCGGUCCCAACGUCCCCAUGGUUGGCGUCCCCGGUGUCUCCAUGGUCUCAAUGUCCUUGUGGUCCCCGUGUCGCUAUUGUUGGUGUCCCUAUUGUCCCUGUGGUUGGUGUCCCCAGUGUCUCCACGGUCCCAAAGUCACCACGGUUUGGUGUCCCCAUUCUUGGUGCCCCCACGUUUGGUGUCCCCCCUGUCCCCACCGUCC
Molecule: messenger RNA, 1065 nt
Organism: Meleagris gallopavo (turkey)
Lineage: Eukaryota; Metazoa; Chordata; Aves; Galliformes; Phasianidae
Source: RefSeq, a predicted model, not a curated record